AUGCAUGUACGGACAAGAACAGAGCAUUUGAAUUUUGAUUUCAAACUCAUAGCACUCUUCACAAUUCUCUUGACCAGCCUUAUCGGAGUUUGCCUACCGUUCUUGGCUCGUUUUGUUUCAGCUUUCCAACCCGAGACAUCGCACUUUCUUAUCGUCAAAUACUACGCUUCUGGAAUCAUCCUCGCCACUGGUUUCAUCCACGUUUUGCCUGAUUCCUUCCAAAUGCUCUUGUCUCAUUGUCUUAGCGAUGACCCCUGGCACAAGUUUCUUUUCACCGGCUUUGUCGCCAUGAUCUCAGCAGUGUUGACACUCAUGGUUGACUCUAUCACCACCAUUGUUUUCACCAAGUCGGGAAAGAGGGACCCAAAUGCUGACAUGGCAUCUGUAGAGACUCCUGACCAAGAGAUGGGCGCGUCCCACCAUUGUCAUGGUCUUACUCUUCAUCAUAGUGAUGACAAGGAGUUUGGUUCUACUUUGCAGCUUCUGCGAUAUCGUGUUAUUGCCAUCGUUAGUAUUCUUCUACAGUUUUGCUCUAGUUUUUCUUCUUUUAAUUUACAAAAAAUUAACUCUUGA
Messenger RNA from Arabis nemorensis, 573 nucleotides. NCBI's taxonomy places the organism in Eukaryota, Viridiplantae, Streptophyta, Magnoliopsida, Brassicales, Brassicaceae. The record is from the annotation of a GenBank genome assembly.